Molecule: messenger RNA, 2212 nt
Organism: Agrilus planipennis (emerald ash borer)
Lineage: Eukaryota; Metazoa; Arthropoda; Insecta; Coleoptera; Buprestidae
Gene: Hr96
Product: nuclear hormone receptor HR96
Exons: 6
Coding region: 210-1820 (536 amino acids)
Biological process (GO): cell differentiation; positive regulation of transcription by RNA polymerase II; negative regulation of transcription by RNA polymerase II
Molecular function (GO): zinc ion binding; nuclear receptor activity; RNA polymerase II cis-regulatory region sequence-specific DNA binding
Source: RefSeq, a predicted model, not a curated record
UGCAAAAGAUCUGUGGAUUGUUCAAGGUUGAAUUGUGACAAUCAUAGAUAGUAGAUAGUGACAUUUAUUACUGUAACCUCGCUUUUAUUAUCAUGAAAACUAAUCAAAUAAUCGCAAAAUUGCAGUUUAAACAUUUUAUUAAAAAUUUAUCGGAUAUUUAUCAAAGAGAUAGAUGAAGAAACGAAUCACAAAUAUUAAAAGUGAAUAAAAUGGAAAUAGCCGAACUGAAAGUAGAAAUUAAAAUUUGUGGUGUGUGUGGUGACAAAGCUUUUGGCCAUAAUUUCAACGCAGUUACGUGUGAAAGUUGUAAAGCGUUUUUUCGUCGAAAUGCUCUAGCAAACAAAACGUUUAAAUGUCCUUUUAACGACAGUUGCGAAAUAACAACCGUAACUCGUAGGUUUUGUCAAAAGUGCCGUUUGGACAAAUGUUUUGCAAUAGGUAUGCGUAAAAGUUUAAUCAUGUCUGAGGAAGAUAAAAUUCAAAAGAGACAGAAAAUAGAAGAAAACAGAAUAAACAAGAGAAGAUCAGUAUCUUCCUUUAAAAGUUCUUUCAAGAAAAUUAAAAGGAAUACAUAUUUCAAAAAAGCUCUACCAAAUAAUUUUGCUCAAGACUGUAAAAUAACUAGUGGGGUUAAUACAGAUCAAAAUAUUGAAAAGCCUCAAAUAAAUAUACCCAAUGUGAUAAAUUAUAGCACUUUAGAACCAGUCAGUACAACAUGUGUACAUAGUGAUUCCUCCAGUUCAUUUUCAAGUGAAAUAACUUCAUCUUUAAUACAAGAUGCUUCAAGUACAAAUUCAUGCAUGCUAAGAACUAUGUUAAACACAACUCCUAAUACUAACUCCUACAAUAGUGAUGAAGAUGUUCAAUCUACAUCAGAAACUGUUAACAACAACAAUCAAAAUUGCAAUCAUAAUUCCAAUCAUACACCUAUUUCAAUAGAUGAUGCUGAUGUUACAAAAGAUGUUGUACAAAAUGUAAAAAGGAGUAAAAUUGAACCUAAUUCAAUUGAAUCAAUAUUAUGUGAAGCAAUUAAAUUGGAAUUUCAAUCCUAUUCAUGUUUAGCUCAGUGUCACAGUAGUUCUAGGGAGCUAAAUGAUGCAGAAAGGGCCAAACUGAAUGAACUUAUUGUUGCAAAUAAGGCCCUUCUAACUCCACUGGAUGAAGAAAUAAGUAGUAUAGGAUCAAAUUACAAAGCAAAAUUAUGUGGUGAUCAGCCAAAUGGAAAUUUAAUGGAUGUUAUAAACUUAACUGCCAUUGCUAUAAGACGUCUUAUAAAAAUGGCAAAAAAAAUUAACGCAUUUAAAAAUAUGUGCCAGGAAGACCAGAUAGCUCUUUUAAAAGGGGGAUGCACCGAAAUGAUGAUACUAAGAAGCGCAAUGAAUUACGAUACCACAAAAGAGACGUGGAAGAUACCUCAUAGUCAAGAAAAAUUAAGCAAUAUAAAAGUAGAUAUUCUUAAGCAGGCAAAAGGAAACAUUUAUUAUGAACAUGAAAAGUUUAUAAAAACUUUCGACCAAAAAUGGCGUUAUGACGAAAAUAUUGUUCUUAUAAUGUGUGCAAUAAUAUUAUUUACACCAGACAGACCACUAAUUAUCCACCAAGAUGUCAUUAAAUUGGAACAAAAUUCUUAUUAUUAUUUAUUGAGAAGAUAUCUUGAGAGCAUUAUGAUGGGAUGCGAGGCAAAAUCAACUUUUCUCAAGCUGAUCCAGAAAAUAGCAGAAUUACAUAAACUUAAUGAAGAAGUGAUUAAUGUUUAUUUAAACGUUAAUCCUUCUCAAGUGGAGCCGCUUAUUCUAGAGAUUUUUGACCUUAAUCAUUAAAUGACGUAGUAUUGCCUUUUUGUGCAUAACUUUGCUCAUUACAAAUGUUAAGAUGAAAAACACAGCCAAAGGUAGUUAAAUGAAUAACAAACAAUAUGAUUUGUAAAUCUAAUUGUAAGUUAUUUUUUUACUUGAGGAUUAGAAUUGUUAAUAUUUGCACAUUAUGUAAGACUUGUCUCGAUUAACGUACUUAAAUUGCCGUACUAUUUUAUUUCCAAUUUUGACACUGUUGCAUGUAAUUCAUUCCAAUAAUUUUUCUUAAUUUUAAAUACUUGUGCCAUGUGAACCAAAAAAGGACAAAAGAAUAGUGAUAAGCCCAGAGAUAUCUGAAUCUUGUUUAUGUUUGUGAUGUGAUGUUAAUUUGUUAAAAAUAAAUAUAUAUUUUAUUUGAA